This is a messenger RNA of Homalodisca vitripennis (glassy-winged sharpshooter), 4733 nucleotides long. RefSeq names its product E3 ubiquitin-protein ligase RFWD3. Gene Ontology annotation, biological process: protein ubiquitination; interstrand cross-link repair. The coding region runs from base 1 to 1362 and encodes 453 amino acids. The transcript is spliced from 6 exons. Lineage: Eukaryota; Metazoa; Arthropoda; Insecta; Hemiptera; Cicadellidae. Gene Ontology annotation, molecular function: protein binding; ubiquitin protein ligase activity. Gene Ontology annotation, cellular component: nucleus. The record is from RefSeq and is a predicted model, not a curated record.
AUGACUCUCACCACGCUUCUCUGCCGAGUUGGCUGCAACCAUGGUGUGAAGAGGUGUCCAACUUGCAACAAAAGAGCUUGUCUCAAGGACAUCCGGAUAUUGUAUCUACCUAAGGUGGUUCCCCUGGACACUGUGGAAAAAGAUAGGUUGAUACAAGAAAAGGAACAAUUGCUUUCACAGAAGAAUGCAAUGGACAUGGAAUUAUCAAGAUGUAAACUUCUGAAUGAACUUAAUGCUAAAAAGUAUGAAGAGAAUUUGCAGAAGCUGGAAAAAGAAUUGAAGGAAGCAGAAGAAACAAUUCAGCUUCUUAGCCAAGGGAAGAAAGUAGUUUUAUCAGAAAUUGUUACCAAAAGGAAAGACAAAGUCGGGACAGAACUGAUGCACAUGAUUGAGGUCAGCAAGGAUGGGGGCUGCAGAGUGUUGGCCUUCAACCGUCUGCGUCAUGAACUGGUGGUGUCCCAGCCGUCGGGGAACACAAUAUUUGCUGGCUACGGUGUCCGAGUGCUAAACACUGUGGACUUCCAGCCCACCCGCUUUGUGUAUCUUCACCAGAAGAUGAUCAGAGACAUGGCAUUCCAUCACGAGGAUCGCAACCUACUGCUCAGUGCGUCUCUGGACAACUCAGCCAAGUUGGUGGACAUGAGCAACAACAGCACCGUGCACUCCUUCAAAACGGAGGGACCGCUGUGGUCAUGUUGCUGGGACCUCACCAACCCUCAUUUAUUACUAGUCGGCAGCCAGUUAGGAAGGGUGUACCAGUAUGACCGUCGCAUGGUUGACACAUACGUGCAGCUUUGGGAAGACAAAAGCAACACAACCCCUGUUGUUGCUUUGUCCUCGGUUCCCAGUGUUGCCAGUACUCCUUUCCCCCAGGGCGGCUUCAUAUCAUGCAGACUGAAUAGUGUGUUUUCCUAUGCCCGACAUGGAGACAAGUACAGCUGCCAGAAGCUGCCCAUGGAGGGUCCAUUCAUGUCAAUGAAGUAUGACUACACGUCGCAGAUGCUCCUGACCUCGUCUCGGCCCAGCAGUCGUUGCCCUUAUGCAAGGAUCAGCUUGAAUCAGGUGGACCAGGACUGUCAAGGACAGGUGUGCUUGCCACUAAUCCACACAUUUAACUGUGGCUCAUCCGCGCGUGUUCUGUCACGCAUGACAACCUUGCCAACACUAGGGGACUCUCUGGUUGUCGCUCACCACGAGAGUGGGCGGACUGUCAACAUGUGGAGCUCUAAGACAGGUGGACUUGUUCACAACUUCUCUAUCAAGGAUCCUGUUAUAGAUUUGACCAGUGUGGACAUUUCUAACAAGUGCCUUCUUGCUACUCUCUCUGAUAAGAGAGUAGGUGUGUACAAAUUUACAUCUUAGAUAGUUAAGUUAUUGUACAUAUUGAUUGCUGUUAAUAGUUUUUGUAUGUGCAAAACUUUACUGGUACAUACGUAAAGGUUUAAAAUUGUGUAACUUUUGUACUUGAAUAGCAAUACUAAUGUGUUGUUUAGUCUUUUAAAGUAAUUGUUAAAUUAUUAAGAAAAAUGUGAUAGUUAUUAUUCUAUUAUAAGUGUUAAAGCUUAAGAUAUCAAGUCAUAUUAUUUAAAUACUUUUGUACUAUGAAACAUUAUUUUAAAACAAAUUUUAAUUAUAUUUUCAUCAUGAUUCUAUUUUCAGUGUGUUAAAAAAGAAUAAUUUAUUACUACAGUUAGUAUGACGUUAACGCAAGCAAUUGUGGUGUUAAAAGUCACUUUCUUUGUAAUGUUAUAAUAAAGGUUGUUUACUGUUCAGACAAUACAAAUUUUUGUCACAGAGAAAAUCAAUAGUAAAUUAAACCUAUUUCCAUACUAUGUAUGUAAACAUGUGAAGCAAUUUAACAGUAUAUACUUAAGUAUGAACUGAUGACAGUCAUCAUAAGCCAUCUUGUUAGACCAUGUAAUAGUAGACCGUUGGGAUAAUCAAAGGGAUGGCAUCAUUGGUGUUCCAGGUUUAGUAUACAAGUAAAGGCCACAGUUUAAUUUACUAUACUCUAAAGUUAACAGAAAUAAAGAAAAUGAAGCCCUUUUUGGAAACUAAUGAGCUAAAGCUACCUGAUUGAAGCUUUAUUAGCUGUAACUAAUUGAUUAUUGAUAGAGAGUUAAAUCAGAUGAAAUUUAAUGUUAAGAAUUUAAAUGAGCCCUCCUAUUAGAUGUUCACUUGAAUCAAGUCUAAAUGAUUUGUUUGUUUUUAUCAUGCAUUAAAUCGUUGAUUCAAAUAUUAAGCCAAAUAAUAUGUUACUUGCUUGUUUCUAUUAAGCCAAACUAUAAAAACAGGUUUUUAUAAUUUAAAGAAACUCUGCUGUUCAAUUUUAACUGAUCAUAAAAUUUAAUGUGGAGUAGGUGCCAACUGUCAUGUCCAUUAUUUCAAUCUUGGUACAGGUACAGUAAAACACUGUUAUGUCCGGCACCUUCAAUAUCCAGUUUGAUAACAAACGAUAAAUGUCUUCUAAGUAGGCCAAAGAGGCAGGAGUGACAGGUGGGUAAGAGAGGGCAAUAAGCCAAAAAUCAUCUUAUUGCACUUAGUCCUUAAAAGGCCUUUACACUUCCUCUCGAGUGACAGGAUGGGUAAGAAUGGGCCACCUCCUGUCGAGAACCCAUGAGGAGGGAUAGCGGACACUAUAUCAGUCAUGUCACCUUAGUAGAAGUGGAGGCUAGCUCUUUGCAUCAACUUAUCAGGUGAUACAACUGGUUUUUAGUCAGAAUAUAUUUUUUUAUAAAAACAAAACUGGCCAUAGUCUUUUUUGAGAUACUAUUUUAAAUUUUUUUAAAUUUAAUGUCUAAUUAAAAACUAGAUUCAUUAUCCUGUAACACUGAGUGAACAUGUUAAAAAUAAUGCAUUAUAGUACGAGACAUAUCAGACACACAUAUCAAGCCUGGGCUAUGGCAAAUAAACUGUUGUUUAAGGCACUUAUACCUAAGAUGUAUUGUUUAAAUUUAGAAGAUUAGUGUUUUGUGAUAGCACUAGUAUUAUAAUUAUUAACUGAGAUCUCUUUACAUCAUUAAUAAAUAAUAAAUCCAAAUGUCCAGACUUGCAAUGAUAUGUCUCCUACUAGAAAACUACAGAUGGUACAAUACAGUGUAUUGGUCAUUUACCCUAAAACAAUUUAGUGAUUCUUUUUACAUGAAUACGAGUUAUUAAUAGAAUUCUAUUUGACUAAGAGUUAUCAACAGUUGGCAAUAGUGGAAUAAUGUACACUACAUGAUUGCAGUGGUAAAAUCAUAUAGCAGAAGUCCUGAAGGGAUACAUGUAUUAUUAUUACUAAAUGGCACUUACGAGGCACAUCCAGAAAGUAAGUGUACUCAAUUUAUGUAGAGUAAAAAAAAAUGUAUUUAAACAAAAACAUACUUGGUUACACUUGUACAUAUGUAAGUUAUUUUUCGGCAUAGUCACCAUCCCUCUCGAUGCAAGUGGUGAGCCGCGGGAUCAAUUUUUUUAUGCCUGCCUCAAAAAAGUCUCCUGCCAGCUCUUUUGCCCACUUCUCCACCUCCCCCUUCACCUCCCCAUCCAUUGAAAACUUGUUUCCACUCAUGUGCACCUUCAGUGAAGUGAAGAGAUGGAAAUCUAAAGGGGCCAGGUCAGGGGAAUAUGGGGGUCGUUCAAAUGUCCCAUCCAAAAGAGUCUAGGAGUUACUUCGUGGCAUUGGCCAUGUUAGGUCUGGCAUUGUUGUGCAGUAGGUAGCCUCCCUUCGUCGUCAUGCCCCUCCUUUUAUUCUGAAUUACCUUUUCCAAUUUUUUAGCAUCUUACAAUAUCUUGUUGUGUCGAUGGUCUCCCCGUAACGCAGAAAUUCAAUAAAAAUUAUGCCUUUAUGGUCCCAAAACACGGAUGCCAUGAUUAUUUUGGCUGAAAUUGUGGUUUUUUUAUUUCUUGGCAGAGGGUGACAAGGUGUGACGCCAUUGCUGAGAGUGCAUCUUAGUUUCAGGUGUGUAGUGGGCAACCCAAGUUUCGUCUCCAGUAAAAAUAGAGUAGAGAAAAUCAUCGCCUUUCUAGUUUGUAGCAUUCCAAAAACUCUUUGGAGCUCUGCACUUGAUUCAAAUUGUGUUGUUCUGUCAGCUGUUUUGGGACCCACCUUGCAGACAAUUUCCGAUAGCCGAGAGUUUCUGUGAUUGUUUUGUGUAUCAAGGAUCUCGAGAUUUGCGGAAAACAUUGCAGAAAGUUGAUCUAAUGUCAAUCUGCGAUCGUCAUGGACCACAAUCUCGAUUUUUUUCCACAAGAUCAUCAGUCACAAUUGAAGGUCUUCCGCUCCUCUGAUCGUCAGGCAUGGAAGUACGGCCAUUUUUAAAAUUGCAACACCACUUGUACACACUCGUACGAUUUGUAGCUCCAUUACUAUAAACAGUUUUCACCUCAUUAUAAAUUUCAACCGGAGCUUUUCCCUUCACAACGAGGUAGCGAAUGACAGCACGAAUUUUGCACUUGGCGGGAGAUAAGAUUGACAUUUUUUGCGAGAAAUGCUACUGCGUUGAGAGUUUUCAACACAUUAACCUUGGAUUGGUCUCGUUUUGAAGGGGAGGGGUCAGGCUCCACGCCAGUGUUUCCAAUAUGUUAAAAAAGUAUUCCCUACAACUAUGAGAGUACCAGUAAACUUACUUUUCUGGACGUGCCUUGUAUUUCAAGUUUCUGUAUCAAUUAAAACCACAUUUAAGUUUUUAUGGAACACUUUGCAGACAUGACUGUUAAUAAUUAUCAUGUAAUAUAUUAAAAGUUACAACAUA